AUGGUCUUGUACCAUUCACCUCCUCGAGCUUUUGAAGGUUUCCCUCAAAUGUACGAAGAAGGUGUCAUUAAUCCCACCCUUGGUUAUCACAAAGACGACUAUAGGCAGCACAAUCCACACUCUCUAUUACCGCCCACUAGUUAUUAUCCUUCGCCAGCAGGUAAGUCCGCUGUUUCAGGUGUUUCAACUGGUAUGAUUCCUGAUACGUAUGCCGCCGCCGCGGCUCCUGUUCAUGGACCAGUCACCACAUCGGCUCUUCCAAUGCCAGUACUUCCUUCGGUCCCAAGUAUAGUAUCUUCAGCUGGAAUUAGUAAUGCUGCUGUGACCGCCACAGCACCAGUAUCGGCUAGUUCUAUUUCUGGCUCGGCGUCAAGUAUUGGGUCUGGAUCUAGUGAUGGGUCAGUCACUUCGGCUUCUUCGUACGGUGCCUCAUCUACAGCUGCAUCCAACCCCACCUCUUCUGCGACUGCAAAUUCUACUUGCUCAAGUUCUCCUGCCAAGAAAAAUAAAUCUAUUUAUUACAAUAAUGUCGCCAACAUUGUCUGUCUGCUAUGGUUCAAUGAUAUCAAUUUGCUCAUGAAGUGUUUGAAUGAGGCUCAAGUGUCGAAUUCGUAUGCUAACUGCAAAACAUGUGAAUUUUCAAGUCACUCGAUUCCCACUAGUGCAUUUAAGCAGUUUAUCGCCAAUGUCAUUACCCGAACUCAGCUCCCUCCUACUGCCGUGUCAUUGGCUUUGCUAUACAUUCUCCGUCUGAAGCGGUAUGCCCCUGUUUCCAUUGUAGGAAGUGCAAACUCCGAGUAUCGAGUUUUCUCAGUGGCUUUAAUCUUGACAAACAAGUAUCUCGAUGACAAUACUUAUACGAACAAGACAUGGGCAGACAUUACCCGACUUCCUCUUAAAGAGCUUUCUGCGAUGGAAAUCGAAUUUCUGGGGAAUAUGCGAUACUCACUGCAUGUGGAUCAAGCUGAAUGGAGAGCAUGGCAACGACAGCUCAAAGUGUGGUUGAAUAUUCAUUAUUGGGUUAGCGACAAUGUCAAUAAUGCAGCAGCAGCGGCUGCCGCUGCCGCUGUUGCUGCUGCUGCCUCGAAUUUCAACAAUGCGAAUUCCUGUGGUAUGGCUGCUGCUGCCGCCGCUUCUGCUAUUUCGACCGCUAAUAAUAAUGCCAAUGCUUUUACAAAAGGCAGUCCAGGUUUUUUGGGCACCAAAGCUCAUAGCAGUAACAAUGGAAUCGCUGCUUCUGCAUCUGCAAGUACAAGUCCAGUUACCGGCCUCCCAACACCGAAGUCGUCGAACUUGACUUAUCUUUCUCUGGUAUCUCCUCCAUUGAGAGGUGUGAUUAAUGGUCCAUCGCUGCCGAGUUCUGUCAGCCAAUUCCAACUGCACGAGUCGUAUGCUCCUAACACUCAUCAACACCAAUCUUAUCAACCGAGUCCGACACGUGCUGGAGCUGGUGUUGUGUCGCGUUAUGUUCCUUCUCCUGUGGCUGUUGCACCAAAUGUGCACACCACUUCUUCGGCUCUGCCCACUCCACCUCUGCUUAUGCCCAAUGGUACUGCUCCUAUGAGUUCUCGCAAGCGUAUGUACAUGGAUGACGUUCAAACCUCGUCUAGCCAUGAGUAUCCAUCUGUCAAACGCCAGGCUGUUGUGAAUGGCAAUGGGUUUUCGUCAUAUACCACACACCAACCACCAGCCUUCCGCACUCUUAUCAACAGCAACAUGCCAUCUUUCAACCCAUCUUCGCAAACCAACACUCCUCAGCCACCCAAGCCAUUGCAAUCGGCUCCUAUUUAUUACGUCAUUUCCCAGCGAAAGACCUUCUCCCCACAUUAUGGCUACCCUCAAUCCAACUAUCUACUUCCCCAGCAAUAUCAGUUUGAGCUGCAGCAUUACACACCACAUCACCAGGUACCUAGUCCUAUGGCCACUGGCUCGCAGUUCCGUCCUGUUGUGCAAUUUCUUUCGCCCACUACGGCAUCUUCUUCAUCUGCCUCAUCAUACUGGCGUACUCCCACUGCCAAUUACAAUCGCUAUCAGCAGCAGUUCUCGUCGCCACCCCCAAAUUAUUAA
This is a messenger RNA of Sugiyamaella lignohabitans, 2067 nucleotides long. RefSeq lists its product as uncharacterized. Gene Ontology annotation, molecular function: protein kinase binding; cyclin-dependent protein serine/threonine kinase regulator activity. The record is from RefSeq and is a predicted model, not a curated record. Gene Ontology annotation, cellular component: nucleus; cyclin-dependent protein kinase holoenzyme complex. NCBI's taxonomy places the organism in Eukaryota, Fungi, Ascomycota, Dipodascomycetes, Dipodascales, Trichomonascaceae. Gene Ontology annotation, biological process: regulation of cyclin-dependent protein serine/threonine kinase activity. The coding region runs from base 1 to 2067 and encodes 688 amino acids. The transcript has a single exon.